CAGCAGCAAUGGGAGGCCAUACAGCACACUAUGACAAAAUGGAACCCACCAGCAGUGUGAGGAGACCUGAAAGUGGCACAUGGCAGAGUGUGGCGAUGGAGACAGCAGCAAUGGGAGGCCGUACAGGGACCCAUGACACACUCUGGACCUGGCAGCAGCAUGAGGAGGCGGUACAGGGGCCCAUGACAGAUUACGGGCCUGGCAGCAGCAUGAGGAGUCGGCGGUACAGGGGCCCAUGGCAGAGUGGAGGAGCGUAAGCAGCUAAAAUUGAAGGCCAUACAGAGGCCUAUGUUAAAAAUUCCCCCCAGCAGCAGCGUGGGGAGACGACUAUCAAGAGUCCAAUGGCAGAGUGGCGGAGCAGAAGCAGCUUCAAUUGAAGGCCAUACACAGGCCUAG
Molecule: messenger RNA, 396 nt
Organism: Staurois parvus
Lineage: Eukaryota; Metazoa; Chordata; Amphibia; Anura; Ranidae
Source: the annotation of a GenBank genome assembly